GCCGGUCCCGGCCCGGCCCAGCCCCGCGGCAGCGCAGAGCGGGGCAGGGGCAGCGGCAGCGGAGCCGCCUCCUGCGAGCGACCCCCGGACCCCGGGACCCGAACCCGGCAGCGCCGAGCGCCGGAGAGCGGCCACCACCAGGGGCCAUGACCGGACACCCCCAUUAACGCCGCCCCCCGAACCCCACCGCACAUCGGGGGUGCUCCGGCCCCACCGCCGCCUCCUGCAGCCAUGGGUGACUCCUUCACCGCCGCCUUCCCCAGCGCUCCGGGGCUGCUCUCGCCCUCCGCCAGCCCCCAAGCAUCGCCCGGGCCCUACGGCCCCGACUACGGCCCCUUCGGCCACCCCUUCCCGGCGCCGUCGGGGGCGCAGGAGGUGCUGGGGGCCCCCGUGGUGGUGGCGACCAAGGGGCACCCGUCGGGCGAGUGCCUCCCCCCCGUGUACCCCUCGCUGGAGAUGCCGCAUCCCUAUGGCUCCUGGUACAAGGGCGGCAUCGGGGGGGGCCUGCCGGGGGGCUCGGCCCCCGCCGCCCCCUCCUGGUGGGACGUGCACCCCAACGGGGGCUGGUUGGGGGCCCCGACGGGCGCCGAGGGGCUGCAGGGCUCUCUGCAGGCGCAGCCCACGCUGAGCCCCCCGCUGCCCGCUUACGGCUCCGACUUCGGGGCUCUGAACCCCCCCCCUUACAGCGGUGCCCCCACGGCCGCCCCCGUCCCCCCCCAGGUCCCGACCCCAAAACCGGGCUCGGGGGAGCCCCCGAAGGGUCCCCGCGGGGCCGGGUCCUUACCGGGGCGCCCCGCCUGCGAUUGCCCCAAUUGCCAGGAGCUGGAGCGCUUGGGGGGGGGUCCGGCCCCGGGGGGGGGGCCCCGUCGGAAGCCGGUUCACAGCUGCCACAUCCCCGGCUGCGGCAAGGUCUAUGGCAAAGCCUCGCACCUCAAGGCUCACCUGCGCUGGCACACGGGCGAGCGCCCGUUCGUCUGCAAUUGGCUCUUCUGCGGCAAGCGCUUCACCCGCUCGGAUGAGCUGGAGCGACACGUCCGGACCCACACCCGAGAGAAGAAGUUCACCUGCCCCCUAUGUGCCAAGCGCUUCACCCGCUCCGACCACCUCAGCAAGCACCAGCGGACCCACGCCGAGCCCGCAGCCCCCAAAGCCGGCCCCGAGCGGCCAACGUCCCCCCCGAGCCGAGCCCCGGGCUCCCCCGUUAAGGAGAACGGGAGCCCCGAGCCUGGGAGCCUGCUGGAGAUCUGAGGAUGCACUCGCUCCCCAUCAUCAUCAUCCCCGUCGGGGGGGGUUAUUAUGGGGCGCUGCCCCCCUCUGAUACCGCCCCCUCCCCAUCAUCAUCAUCAUCCCCGUCGGGGGGGGGUUAUUAUGGGGCGCUGCCCCCCUCUGACACCCCCCCCAUCAUCAUCAUCAUCCCCGUCGGGGGUGGUUAUUAUGGGGUGCUGCCCCCCUUCUGAUACCCCCCACCCCCCCCGCAUCUCUUCAUUAGCGACUAUAAUUUAUGUGUUAAA
Molecule: messenger RNA, 1511 nt
Organism: Melopsittacus undulatus (budgerigar)
Lineage: Eukaryota; Metazoa; Chordata; Aves; Psittaciformes; Psittaculidae
Gene: SP7
Product: Sp7 transcription factor
Exons: 2
Coding region: 232-1248 (338 amino acids)
Biological process (GO): regulation of transcription by RNA polymerase II
Molecular function (GO): DNA-binding transcription factor activity, RNA polymerase II-specific; RNA polymerase II cis-regulatory region sequence-specific DNA binding
Source: RefSeq, a predicted model, not a curated record